AUGUCGAAGCAAUUUCAGUUCAAGCUCGUUCUUCUAGGCGAGUCAGCUGUUGGGAAAUCCAGCUUGGUCCUAAGGUUCGUGAAAGAUCAGUUUGAUGACUACCGGGAAAGUACUAUUGGCGCCGCGUUCCUGACACAAACAGUUACCUUAGAGGACCAGACAACUGUCAAGUUUGAAAUAUGGGAUACAGCGGGUCAAGAGCGAUACAAAUCCCUUGCGCCAAUGUACUAUCGCAACGCAAAUUGUGCAGUUGUCGUGUAUGACAUCACCCAAGCUGCCUCUUUGGAGAAGGCGAAGACAUGGAUUCGUGAACUGCAACGCCAAGCAGACCCAUCGAUAAUAAUAGCCUUGUGCGGCAACAAAUUGGAUCUCUCCGCACGCAGACAAGUUACGGAGGAGGAAGCCAGUAAAUAUGCUGACGAAGAAGGUCUUCUGUGGAGCGAGACAAGCGCAAAGACAGGAGAGGGUGUAAACGCUAUCUUCAAUGCUAUUGCCAAGAAGCUCCCGUUGACCGCACCGCCCUCAGCGCGUGGUGCUCGUGUCGCAGCCCCUGGUACCACGCGGCAGAGUGUAGACCUUAACAGGCAGCCAACAGCUCAAGGUAGCGAAGCUUGCAAUUGCUAG
Messenger RNA from Suillus subalutaceus, 624 nucleotides. Its product is annotated as GTP-binding protein RAB5. Lineage: Eukaryota; Fungi; Basidiomycota; Agaricomycetes; Boletales; Suillaceae. The record is from RefSeq and is a predicted model, not a curated record. The transcript is spliced from 8 exons. Gene Ontology annotation, molecular function: GTPase activity; GTP binding. The coding region runs from base 1 to 624 and encodes 207 amino acids.